Messenger RNA from Dermacentor silvarum, 4131 nucleotides. RefSeq lists its product as uncharacterized. Lineage: Eukaryota; Metazoa; Arthropoda; Arachnida; Ixodida; Ixodidae. The coding region runs from base 1188 to 1871 and encodes 227 amino acids. The record is from RefSeq and is a predicted model, not a curated record. The transcript is spliced from 3 exons.
GAUAGGCACCAAGGGUGUUUCUUUAUUGUCAAGAAGGGUGUAAGUGACGCACAAAUAUGUAUGCGUACACAAAUGUGUACGCAUGCGUCUUCGACAAAGGCUAUAUAUAACAUGCCCAGAGCAUUGGUGAUAAUAAAGGCGCUUUAUUUGGUAAUACAGUAUUCAAGGCAAUUCAUGUUAAGUGUAUCUAUCGUAAAGUAUUAAGCUCUAUAUUCACUUAUUGCAAUCGGCUAGCUUUCAUUUUCAAUUUAAAGAGCAUGCGGUAAUUACAAAAUUCAAGUCAGCCUGUACGCAAAAUGUACCCAGUAAGUGCGAACUUGGUGAGCGAAUCAAGUUUUUAAGAUAUUCCUUCUAAAAGAGCUUGCAUGACGUUCUCCUUUCUAUUUUUCGAGAAAAGCUUUUAGGUGCAUAUAUGUGGAACACCAGUGCAUUAUGCAACACUAUUCAGGUGUAUAUUUUGCGAGGCUGGUGCCGCUGACAGCAUUGCUGAACUUCACAUAUUGUCUCGCUUCAAUAUUGAAAUAACAAUAUGCCCUAUCAAAAUAUUAAUGAAAAUGUAGUUUUAUGGAUAUCAGUCCUCGUAAAAUAUACGUUCUAACAUUGAUAAAAAGUUAUGACACAACUCAUUAUUUACCCGUUCAUUACAUGCACCAACCACCCCAAAUUGCACUACACUAGACAGAUUGCAGUGCACUGCAUUGCAACACAGGGGCACUGGGGUUUGCCAUCCCCAGUAGGAAAUCGGACGCUUGUCUGGUUGACCUGCUUGCCUUUCCUCUCUUUGCUUUUUCUAUCUCUUUGAACAAACUGCACUACCUUGUCGAAGAGGAAGCGUUAUCCUCUUUCAGAGUUAAAUUAUUUGUCGAGCAAUAAUUUUACAUUCCAGCAACUACAGCAUAAACUGGAAAACGAAACCGAAUCUGAUUUGUUCUCCGUGCUCACAGAGCGCGGCACCAGGUGGCACCGUGCGCUGCGCCUCCGGUCUCGAAGGAUCUAACAAGUGGUUGAUGCAGCUGCGAAUGUGUAGUCAGUCGGCUUUUAUCGUUUUAUGUUGUGCAGAUUGUUAGUUCACCGUAAAUAUGUCUUGAUUUGUACUCAAGAGUGGAGCAAGGCCCCUAGGAACAGAGAUUGACGCAACGGGAGCGAAGAACAGAAGCGAUGGAUGGUUACGCUGGUUGACUCUCGGCAUGUUCAAAAUGGCGAAGUUCCGAAUUUGUCGCUGUGUGACGUGCGCGUGUGUGCUCGUCAUGUGCCGUCAUAGCGCGGGGAUAUUUGUGCUGAAUGUGUUUCACUUCGUCUACAAAACUCUGCACGCAAUGGCAUCGAAGAAGUCGUGUGUUCAGGUGCACGUAUGUGCAUGCUUGGAUGCGGAAAGCCUGCCCUCAACGGUAGCGCUGAGCUCAGCCGUGUUGGCUCAGCGCUACCCCCUCAACGGAUGUUCAACAGUCUACAUGCUCGUAACUUGCUCACGAGACCUCCUUGCUGUUGCAACUCUGAGGAUAAUUGCUUCAAAUGGGAAGGAACAACCAGCAGUGGCAGCGCUAUUUGUACAUGAGGACGACGAGAGGGUUCCACUCACCCCCUGUGUGGUGUAUUCUGGCCACAACCUGGAACAGGCAGAGUUUCUCCACCUCUGUGUCGACAAGGAGCGGCUGUUCAUGGUCAAAAAUGCGGAGGAAGGGGUCAUCGCAAUCAUGAGUGCAUUUUUUGUAUUGAACAUAGUAUAUGGGCCUAAAUACUUCAACACCAGUGCAGUACUGGAACGAUUGUUUUUUGGUUUGAAUGUAACAAUGCCAAGUGGUUGUUACAAAGUUUGUGAACAGAGUUGUGCAGGCAAUGCGACACCGAGGUUCAUGUACAUUACCAUAUGAAUGCUAGCCUGACAAUUUUGUGCAAUAGCUUGAGCAAUUGUUUUGUGCAAUUUUUAAUGUAUCAUUUUCUUUGUUUUUGAUCACGAUAAUAGCAUGAUCCAGUAACUUCUUCCGCUGCUUGUGCCAACCACCUAUAGACUGCACCUUUUUUUGUUCUGAUGACUUGACAGACAAUGUAAUAGUGCCCAAGUGUAGGUCAGCGAAAAACAAACGUGGUGUGCUGUAGUCUGCAAGCAUUUAUCGGAAACGUUGCUGGGUGUUGCUAUGUGCUGAAAGGAAGGUUACAAUAUGUCUAGUUCUAAUGAGGUCUGCCUUAAUAUUAAUGUGUGUGAAACAAUUGUCAGCAGUUUUAUACAAAGGUUAUAGCUUGCUUGCUCUUCCUUAACAUAGUUUGUUUAUGAAACCUAUUUGCCAGCCAGGGAACAAUGUCCCAGCUUAUAAGUACUGCAUGAUACAACUGUUAACGUUUGUAUUCCCUUAUAGGGCACAUCAACACUGGCAGCCAGUGCUCAACUUUUCGUAACAUGCUGCUUGGUCAAUAUUUUAUAUUUUGCGCAUGUGUUGCAUAGUGUAACCUACCCAAUACAAGUGAAAGUUUUUGUGGUUUGACUGUCCUUUUAUGAACUAUGUUUUUUGUCUAUUAUGUAUAACUUAGCAGCUGAGGCCUGACAUACUAGUCAAAACGCAACAGAGUAUCCAAUUUUUAUAAGGUUUUACAAGGUUUUUACAAGUUUUGGAUUGUAAAAAAUGUUGCGUGGAACAAAUAUCAGGCUGAAGUACUGUUACAUUGUCAUGAAUACCGGCAGCCUUUGCUUAACUUUUAUGAAUCUGCUGGCAGGCUGUAGUAUCUUUAGCUCGUUUAUUUUUUGUACAUGUGUUGCCAAUGCCUCAUCCGAGUGAAAGCUAGUCGCUUAUAUACUACAUAUACUGGUGUUUCUACAAAGAAUUUACGUGAUAUUUAAAAAUAGCCGUUCUGAAGUACAAGGACGGCUCGUUAGAAGACAUGCUGUCAGUGGUGCCUACCAUGGGUGGAUGGGUGAUAUCUGGUAAUUAGUUGCUGAUUAACAAUCUAAUAUAUCUUACUUUUAGUUUCAGCAGACUCAUUGUAACCAGGAAAUUAAAGCAAGCUCUCUGCACAAGACGUGAACUUUUGGAUCUGGAAAAAUACAAUUACCCGCAGAACUGUGGCGUGAUGAAUUUAGGCUGUCUGAGCACGCGAAACUUAAACUAAGAUGCUGCUGAAACUCAAGGCAACAUUUUGCUUACGUCGCCCAGCAGCGGGCUACCAGCACACUGCACUAAUCCCUAUUGCUGCCCACUGUUGGGUGAUGUGAGCAGAAGGCCCCUCGAAGGGCGCGUCUGUGCUCACUGUAGCCUCGGGUACAGUUUCGCGUGCUGUGAUAGCCAAAGUUCAUCGUGCUGCAGUUCGUGUGGGUAAUUGCAUUUUUUCCAGAUUCUAAAGUUUAUAUAAUUUCCCGAUUACGAUGAGUCCACUCAAACUAAAAAUAAAAUGUAUUUUAUUUUUGUUAUUUAGCAACUAAUUACCAUGUAUCACCCAUAACCUCGUGGUCGACACUGCUGGUGGCAUGUCUCCAAAGGAACCGUUGUUUUAUUUCAGAACAGUUGUUUUUACAUAUCAGCAAUGUGUUUGUAGAAACACCCUUACACAGUUGUGUGAUAUUACUGUUGAACAAAACUUAUUGUGUACUCAGAUGAAAUAUGCACAGAUGAAGAGCAGAUAUAUACGUGGUGUCACCUCUGUUAAUGUACUAUAGUUUUUUUGUGUGAAGGCCACCACACAAUUUUUUUUGCAAAUGGCUGCUCUGCUUUUACUCACUCGUACUCAGUAUACACGUAUAUUAUACCACAGAUAUACUGUGAUCCAUGUGAAUUACUGUGAUCAGUUGCAAACUAUAUAUUGUUAACUGCAGUGAUACUUUACAAAUAAUGUUUGUAUUUUAUUGGUUCUUGUAUGAAAUACAAUAAAGUUCAUUCACAUUUUCUUUUCAAAUUGUUACAUAUAGGUCUCAUAUAUAUGCUUCACCAUUUAGUUAAGCUUUGCAUUUUUGUACGAAUGCAGCAGUGACUUCUUUUGCAUGUCCAUGGAGUGAAGCAGAAUACAUAUUAGCCAGAGAUCUAAGACAUGCUAAAUGUGAUGUUUUUUUUUGUGUGUGUAUAGUGCAUGUGUACGAUACAUAUAACUUGUGUUUGAAUUGUAUAGCUUGAGCAGAUUUAAAAAAAAAGUGAUACAUCUCUGAUG